This is a messenger RNA of Larimichthys crocea (large yellow croaker), 4677 nucleotides long. It is a transcript of the gene cmtr2, whose product is annotated as cap methyltransferase 2. The record is from RefSeq and is a predicted model, not a curated record. Gene Ontology annotation, molecular function: methyltransferase cap1 activity. The transcript has 3 exons. Gene Ontology annotation, cellular component: nucleus; cytoplasm. NCBI's taxonomy places the organism in Eukaryota, Metazoa, Chordata, Actinopteri, Sciaenidae. Gene Ontology annotation, biological process: 7-methylguanosine mRNA capping; methylation. Bases 201 to 2498 code for a protein of 765 amino acids.
UUUGGUGUUUUCAGGUUGUUUGUGCGUCUGUUAUCGACAGACAGCUCCUCAAACUUCACACUGGGACAAAGACAUGUUUCUGAAAGCCUCUGGUCUCAGCAGUGUGUCAGAAACUUCAGUGUUUGAAGGAUUUAGGAGACAAAACUGGGCCGUUAGCACCGCGGCGGAGGAAGCGUCCCAUUCAGCUUCAUGUGUAGAGGAUGAGCUCAGGCAAUGGGACCAAGAGGAAAGUCGGCAAGCAGCAGCAUUUCAUCAACAUGGUGGCUUUUGACCCUGAAACACAGAGUGAGAUUCAAGGUCUUUUUAGUAAAGUCAGAACCUAUGUCAAGCCGUCCAAUGGGGAGUGGUGCAUCCCCGACCCAAACGUUGCUCUCAGACACUCUGCGGAGGAGCACUGCCGGCUGCAGGCCCUGAAAGUGUCGCUGAACACUGUGAAGAACCAGCUCAGUGACAAGAACGUCCAGAUUUGGCAUCAGCACACCAACUCCACCAACCGAGCCGGAAAAGUGAUCGCAGCCGUACGUUCUGCUGCCAAUGCGGAGAUCUGCACUCAGGCCUGGUGCAAGUUCUUUGAGAUCCUGGGAGUCUUCAAUCUUCUCCCAGAGGAGGCUCUUCAAAAUGGAGAGCUGAACACGGUCCACCUGUGUGAAGCUCCGGGGGCCUUUAUAACCGCUCUGAACCACUACAUCAAAACCAGUGAGUCCACACGCUACUGUGACUGGAGCUGGGCCGCCAACACUCUCAACCCGUACCACGAGGGUAACGGUGGCAGCACAACUAUCGCAGAUGAUCGUUUGAUUGCUAACACGCUGCCCUGGUGGUUCUUUGGCUCAGAUAACACAGGCAACAUCAUGAUCCAGAAGCAUUUGCUGGAGCUGCAGGUUUUUGUGGCUAACAUGCAUAGAGUGGAUUUAGUGACGGCAGACGGUAGUUUUGACUGUCAGGAGAACCCAGACGAGCAGGAGGCGCUGGUGGCGUCACUGCAUUACUGCGAGGCCACAGCUGCACUGCUCCUCCUGAGCCCCGGGGGCUCCUUUGUAUUGAAAAUGUUCACCCUGUAUGAACACUCAUCCAUCUGCCUACUCUACCUGCUCAACUGCUGCUUCCGCUCUGUCAACGUUUUCAAACCAGCCACCAGCAAGGCCGGCAACUCUGAGGUUUAUGUCGUGUGUCUGAACUAUGACGGCAAAGAAGCUGUGAGGCCUCUGCUCUCAAAACUCAUUCGUAACUACGGACCACAUCUGGCUGACCGAGAGGCACUUUUCCCAAACUCUCUCAUUCCAGAGUCGUUUCUGACACAGCAUGAAGAGGUGUGCUCGUACUUCCAUGCGCAGCAGGUGGAGACGAUCACAGAAAACCUGCGACUGUUUGAAGGAAUGAGCACAGAGCAGAGGCAGCGGCUCGACUACAUCAGAGAUUGUACGGCUCAGGAAUACCUGCAGCGCUUUCAGGUGAGCUUUCUUCCCCGGAGUCGCUGGAUCUCUCGUCACAUGGUGAGUCCUGCCUGCUGCAGCGUCUCAGCGGGUCGACCCCUGGGACAGAAGAAGCAAACAGCCUCCUUCAAUGAGCGGAGGGAAUUGCAGACCCUAAGCUGGAGGGAGCGCAUCGUGAGAGGUUGCCACGCCACCUGCAUACAGAAACACUGCACUGAGGCCAGUGGGACAGGCUGCAUGCUGGAGGGACCACUGUCCCAGUGUCACGUGGAAUCAUGGUAUGUGAUCGUCGGGGCUGCACUGACUGCAGUCAGAAACUCUCCUUUCUGUGAGGGAGGACUGUUAAACCACUUGAACGAAGCCCUGAUGGACACAGCAGUAGACUGGACACGUGCACCUCCCUGUAACUCUUGCCAUGUGCUUUGCGUGGCCUCCGUCUUGUCCGACGUGGCAGGUCUUUGCAACCUCACAGUUGACAGUGAUGGGAAUAAAAAGAAGACACAUUGUCUGGUGUUUGGCAGCCGCUCAGUUUGGGGUGAAUGUGAAAGUGGACUUGGGGAUUUGGUAUUAACAUUUUCUUCAGAGCCCUUGUUUCCUCAAAGAGGCUGCAUCACGCUGCACGACGGGGAGCCGCUGUACCAGCAGCAGCUCUUAGGUUGUGUUGUGUACUCCCUGCAGACCCUGAACUCUGGGGAUGUCCUACUGCUCCCUGUGUUGUCUGCCCUCACCCGUGUCACGGCAGCUGUUGUGCUUUGCCUGCAUGUCUGUUUUCACUCAGUUACGUUCAGGUGUCCGCCACCAUCAGGCAUCGCCGGGACAGUUCUUGUGUGCAUCGGCUUCUGCCCCAAAGCUGCUGCACGAAUGCUCCCUGUUCUUACUAACGUCCAGAGCUGCAUGGGUCAGUUAAGAGGAGAGGAGGACUCGGGUGAAAAUCAGCCACCUGACAGUCAGGUGCUGCAGUUUGUUCCCAUGGAGGAAAUGCUCACCGGGGGACUGACUGACUUUCUGUGGACCAUGAACUCUGAGAUCAUCAAGCAGAAGCUGCAUUUGCUCAUGCAGUCAUAGUGCAAAGUAGUGAGCUAUGACUCUCGGGUACACACAAAAUCUAUACAGCAGAACCAGAUCUCUCUAUUUUUUGCAAUGUAAAUCAAACGCUGACAGUUCAAGCAGAGAUUCAGAUGUAUCAUGCUAGUAGCGGCUCACAGAGGCUCGAGAAGAGUGGGUUACAUAGGUCUAGUAAGCUCACUUCUCCCGAACUUCACACUCCCCAGAUUUUUUUCUCGUACUCUUCAGACCUAACCAGCGCUGACUCAAGUGAUGUCACUCAAGGCAGUCUAUCAGAUUUCAUGUUUCUCCCUCAGGAGGCACAAACUUCAUAUUUUUUCCACAGAUGCAGUCGCAGUCCUCAACACCUGUAAACUGAUGUGAGGAGGUCUAAUGGUGACACUUCCCAACAGAGGUGAUAUUAACUUUUGUUUUCUGCACUGGCUUUUGAAUGCUUUUAUUUAUUAAGGAUCCUUCAGUUAGUAAUAAUGUAUCUGAGGAGUCCUUCUCUGGGACUUCUGGGAAUUAAAAUGUCUUUUGAUGGAUGGCGUAGGCAAAGCUUUAAAGAACAUUUGGAAACUCAGCCUUAGAUGUGACUAGACAAUAUAAUAUUAUUUCUAAAGCAACCAUAGAAAACAACCAGGAGUGCUAAAACAGAAUUAAAGACGGUUAGAGCCUGACUGAUACAUCAUCACACAUAUAUCUGCAUAUCUGCUGAUGAGCAACAAGGAAUUGCCCAUUCAUCAGGACACGUCUGUCUCAUGCAAUUUGUCAAUUUUUUGGAGGCCUUUCAUCACACGUACACUUGAUCAUGGCUGCGGUAGACAUUUAUUUAUUGUUACAAAAUAAGAUUAAAGCUGACAGAUUCUGGGAUUGAGGCUCAUGCUGAUGUUGAUUUUUCAGUUAAAAAACUCCAAUAACAAUAUAUUGUUAAAGUUAUACAGGUGAGCUUGGAAUUAUUAAUCAUGAAUUAAAUAAUCACUUGAAUAAAUUGUGGAAAAUAUAAAUUAAACAAUAAUUAGUGAUUAGUAAUUCAAGAAAACUCAGUUAGCCUAUGUUCGCUAGAGCAACAACAAUGUCAAAGUAAUUAUAUAUCAGUUAUGUUCUUAGUUCACAGGCACAAAAACAUUUAAUUUUCAUUGCACACGCAACAUACCUAGCUGGUUAACUAACUAGGCAGGGUUUAUUACCAGCAGCAGCUAAUGUUAGCUGGCUAAUAACUACCUAAGAUCAUUAUUAUUUCAUGAUAUGCAUUUUAUUUUAAUGCAUAUCAUGAAAUAAUAAUGAUCUCCAAUAGAAUGUAGUUGAAUAAUCAAUAUAUUCAUGAGUUUUUAUCGCUUCUUCAAUUAUUUCACAAAUUAAUUAUCUGCUUUUAAUCUUUUACACAAUUUAUUCAUAUAAUUUAUUUCAUAAUGUGUUUUUACCUUUUUUAUAUUUUAAUAGUGAACAUUUUGGGUGUGAGAGCUGAGCAGAGCCAACAGUUUUAAGUUGAAGGAUAAACUCUCUUGAACUGUUACGUUCUGAUGGCGAUGUAUCAGCUGGGCUUUAUUGCAGAUGUGCAGCCUGUGAUGUUAUGAGAAAAGCCUUCACUUCUCCAGUCAGGUCAGAAACACCUCGAUUAUUACUUCUUACUAGUUCAAACAAAAAGUGAGCUAGACACCGGUGUUAAUCUUGUGAGAACCUGCAGGCGAGAACAACACUGUUUGAUGAUACGAACUUGCAGUGCAUGAAAAUGCAAAUUACUUUCAGUACUUGAUCAGCGGAACUCAUUUGUGACUAAAUUCACUGAGGGUUUCAGGGUAGCCUGAAUAAACAACAAUACAACCCUGAGCACCAAACCUCCUGUCAGUCACAGAUGGUUUGUGUUGAAGCCUGCAUCAUAAAGACCCCGGAGUUUUACCCUGAAGAACCUGUUGUUUUACGACACGUUCUUUCAUCCCAGGAUGUCAGAAUGUUUUUGUCUCUUUGCCAUCAUGCAGCUUAUAGGCGACGCACUGUUAAGCAAUUAAUUUCUCUCUUUGGUAUCCAGUGAACAAAACUUUCUAUCCACAUAUGAAAGGUGUGUACUAAAAUGUUUUAUACUGCAUGUUCAGCUGUGCAGCUGUUGAGGAACAUAUAUCAGUUUCAGUAAAGUUUUUUUGUUUCUGAAGCCAUGGAGUUUAUUUUCUUAAAUUCUUACAAAAAUAAAUAAAAAUGUUCA